Messenger RNA from Ooceraea biroi (clonal raider ant), 4440 nucleotides. RefSeq lists its product as uncharacterized. NCBI's taxonomy places the organism in Eukaryota, Metazoa, Arthropoda, Insecta, Hymenoptera, Formicidae. The record is from RefSeq and is a predicted model, not a curated record.
UUUGAAGUUUCCCAUUGUACAUUAUUAUGCCAUUUUGUAUAAUUGUUUUUCGCCCAUCUUAAUUGAAAUAAUCCUAUUUCAUUUUCUGUUUCAAAAGUAACGCAGUUAGAAUUCGCUGAUGUUGAAAUAGAAUUUUUUACUAAUAAACUUUUUAUUGCAGAUGUGAAUUGCAUGACAUUUGGAUUGUUAUUCCAUGAAUUUCUGCGUCGUACUUGGGCAAAAAACAAUUCCAAAUGAUCUUGACUAAAUCUAUAAGUCAUUAAGUAUUUCAUCGAUGACUCAACUAAAAUAUCUUUAGCAAUUUGCAAAAUGGAUUUUACAGCAGCCGCAAAACCAAUAAUAAAUGUCCUUCUUUUUGAUAUACAUAAAAGAAGGUGAUUGUGAACUUUUAAAGAGUACAAAUAAUUUAUGUGUUUUUCCAUUCUCUCUUGCAAAUAAUUAAUAUUAUUAAAAUAUAUAGGUUUUUUAAACCCUUUGGCAAAUGGAUUACGAGAAUUCAAAAAAUCAAAAAUUUCGUCGAUAGCUUUAAUAAAUUCCACAGUAGCAUUACACUCGUUAAAUCCAUCAACUUCAGACAAUUGUAAAAAUUCAAGGGCAGGUAUGUGUGUGCUAUCUGACCUAUUUCACUGUCAGCAUCAAUUUUACGUACAAAAAUAAUUAUAUUAUGAUGUUUAUGAUUUUCUAAUAUGAAUGAAACUUUAUUUCUUUCAGCUUUAGCCAAGAAAGGGACUUGGUUUACACUUCUAUCUUACCACUCUCAUCCUUCCAUACAUGCAACCUUACAAAAUCUGCAACUCUGUUUCUACCUUUUGUUUCUUAUCUAUGUUAUCUCAAUACUCGUUACAUCUCAUCUCUAGCCUUAUUUCGUCUUUAAUACUUACAAUAUUUACAUUAUUAUACUAUUCUCUACCUUCGUACAGUUCUUUUCCUUUCUUUUCUUCCUUUUCAGUUAUUUACACUUAUCUGUUCUUAAAUACUAUACUAUACAAAAACUAUAACUAUAAAAUAAUAAACAAUAAACACUAGACGCAGUCAGUAACACUGUUUUGUUACAUAUAACCAUCGUUUCUUUCGCAUUACCUUUUACUAUACUAAAAUAUUCUAACUUUACCUAACUUGUACUUAUAUCCACUUAAAUUACAAUUAUAACUAUCACAGCCUCCGAUCACAGCCUCCAAUAUAACAUUACUAAAAUAUACAAUAUACUACAACCUAUACGCACCACUAUUUACCUUUUCUCGCAUACAUCAUUGUUCGAGAUUCACUGACUACGCCCAGCGCUGAGCGCGAGAAUCGUGCACACGAGACUUGGAAGUCUUCGAUAGGGAUUUGACGGCAGGAUUAGACACAGCACACAAAAGAAUUGAAAAUGUAUUUAUCGUCUCAACGAAAUUAGGUCACGGACGAGAGCUUCUAACGGAUGACGUGGUCGACUCGGCGCAGUCAAAGAGAGCUUCAGAUGGGUGUACUCAGACCUGAACAGGCGGAGAUCUUGCCGCGAUUAAUUUCUGACGGGAGUCAGGCGGAAAUCUUGUCGCGUGUAUUCUCUGCCGUACGUCAGGCGGAUAUCCUGACGCGUAGAGUAACGUGGGAACUCUCAGACCGAUCGUCACAGAUUAGGACUGGAACUUCAGUUCCUUACAAGUUUAAUAUUGGUUAACGCAGAGAACCCGAUUUAGUAAAACCAGGCGUCGAAUGGUCGUUCGAACGAGACUCGGUUACACGGCACUCGCGAGGUGAACCGAACAAAGAGAAAAUUACGAGCUAGAGAAGAAGACUUUCUUAGACUAGAAUCGUGAGACGACUGACGCGGUUUCGCCGCAGUAUUUUCCUCAUUUUGUCUUCAAAACUAUCUUGUUAUUCGCCCGAGUUGCUCGAACGACGAUUCGACAUGCCCAUAUAUGGCAACGCGAGCCGCUUCGACCGAUGUUUGCCGAACAUUAGAGAAAAAUAUUUUCCCCUGCUCAGACAAAUACCGUAUGUACUGAGUCCUUGCGAAGGACUGAGAUUAUUUCGUGAGAAAUUAGGAUUUUACAAAAAUUCUCUUCAAAACUAUAUUCAUUUCGCUCAUCCUCAAACAACCAUCUUUACUAACACCUUCCUUUUCUCAUCCCAUAACUCGUCACUAAAUAAUUUCUCUAACCUACGCUCAGGUGGUCCUAGUGUGACAAAUAAAUCUUUCAUCUCUGUACACUCUCCUACAUAAUGUUCCAUACUAUCUUUUCCAAUUUUACAAAAUUUACAUAUCCUAUCUGACUCUCCUAUUCAAUAUUUAUUCUCCUCUUCCAUAUUCCCGCAUCGUAAUCCAACUAACGCCCUGAUUGCGCUACCAUUACUUUCCUUAUUCAUAUUCAUUGCUCGCAAAUAGUGCGGCUGAUCUGUUCCUAAACUCAUUAUCCUAUAACGUUUAUUGUACCGUGCAGUACCAAUUCUAUUUUCUUCCUCCUGUCGUUGUACCUCAUAAUCUCGUUCCCGUAAUAAACUUUCUACAUCCACCCCAUUUCUCCUAAAUUCCUCUAUCGCCUCUAUCCCCCAACCAUACAUAUUAUAAUACAACUCUCUUUCUUUACUAUACAGGGUGUUUCACUCAAAGGUUUAAACCUUCCGCCCACAGGUAGAUCUGGUCACAUUAAAUAAAAAAGUCCUAUACCAUUUUGCAAUUUAUCACGUAAAUUUCGAGUUAUUAAUAAAAGAUAUUGAGCGAAUCAGUUCGCGCGAGCCAGAGCGAGGCGGGUAAGCGGGUAUAACAGGGCUUGCCGCUCGCGCGACGCGAUGGCCGCGAGUAUCGGAUUACAGCGGCAAGCGGCGAAAGACGAUACGACGCGUGGACGAUAAUUUCUCCGCGUCUCAUUCACGCGCGCGAGUUACCGAGGAAGUAUUGUCACGCAUUUUUUGUUCUGAUAUACGUACAAGUGUUAUUUAUUAAUAAAUAAAACUUGUGUGUACAUCAGAAAAAAUAUGAUUAAUAUUAAUUAAUAUUAUUAAUUAAUAUUUUGGUACUAUCUUUUUCACACCACUUUGCAGUAGAUAGCAUGGCGCGUUUUCUUUUAUAGUCGUUUCCCCAAAUAGGCCUAAUCCACUCCAAUAAACUAAUGUAAGAAUUGUUCGAAGUGCCGUCCUCCUUCUCGUAUACAGAUUUCGGCUCUUCGUGUAAUAUUGCGCGUCGCACGGUGCGCCAUGCUCGGCCGAAGAGCCAAACUCUAUUACUAUAUCGUUUACAAUUAUAUAGUCUAUAACGAAGCACUCCCUCGCACCUACAUAUGUGAAUUCCCCUUCCCAGUCUCCUUUAAAACUACCAUUUAGUAUGUGUCAUCCGUUUUCCUGGACUAAAUCUACGAAUUUCCUUCCUCCUACCCCUAUCGUCCUAUCUUUACUUCUUCUUACCAUCAUAUCAUUUUCAUUCUCAACCUGCCCUAUCUCUCCUAUCCGGGUAUUAAAAUCUCCUCCUAUGAUUAUACCCUCUCCAUUACUACUUUCCUCUAUUUUUCUAAAUAAUUCCUCCACCUCUGUUCCCCAUCCCUCACUAUAUAUUAUAUAUAUCCGUACCCAUGUUCCUUCCCAUUGCAGUCUUACGUAUCCUAUUCCGUUAGAUAGUCUUUCGAAAUAAACAUUCUCUUUACUUCCAAUCCAAUCCUUUGCUAUCCCAACUAUCAUUCCUCCUCGCGCUCUGCCUUUUCCUCUAAACCUAGGGUGCGUUCCGUUUCACGCAUGAUGCGCAUGAGUGUCUUGCGCAGAGCAUGAAGUGCAUAGCCUGUUCCGUUUUUUAAACACACUUCAUGCAUAGAUAGUAACGGAACAGAUCUAGUGCAGUUCAUGCAGACAAAUAUGGAUGACAAUUUAAAUAAAUCGCAAGUAAUUGCUAUAAUAUCUGUAUCAGCUUCUUUUAUGAUAAAAGAAGAAGACUCAUGUGUUUCAAGUAGCAGUAGUGAUGAAAGUGAAGUUUCAAGUGAUGAAGAGAAAACUGAAAUGUCAACUUUGUUCGCUAUUCUGAUGGUUGGAAACACAAGAGGAGUGAAUAUUCCUAAUGAAAGAAUAAUAGAUUAUGUUGAACGAGUUGUGCCAGACUAUUCGCGACAAUUCAAGGAAUACUUCAGGAUGUUUCCUGAAACGUAUGAAAUGAUUUUAGAUUCAAUUGGGCCAGCUUUAUAUCAAACAAAUGCAAUAGGAAGGAAACAAAUACAUCCAAGCAAACAGCUAUUGAUAACAUUAUGGUUUUUGGCUACUCCAGACUCUUACAGGUAUUUUCUUUUUUUGUAAUAAUUGGUAUUGUUAUUUGCUUGUACAGUUAUAUAACAUAUUUGUUUUGACAGAUUAAUACAUGUUCAGUUUGGUGUUGGGAAAGCAACAGCCUUCAGAGCAGUGAGACCCCAGGCAGCACACAUUGGUUUCAAAACCGUUUCAUAAACGUUUUGCCGCAACGUUUCAUAACCAUUUUAUUGA